Messenger RNA from Synchiropus splendidus (mandarinfish), 1714 nucleotides. Its product is annotated as heterogeneous nuclear ribonucleoprotein A/B-like. Gene Ontology annotation, cellular component: nucleoplasm. The record is from RefSeq and is a predicted model, not a curated record. The transcript has 9 exons. Gene Ontology annotation, biological process: regulation of gene expression. Gene Ontology annotation, molecular function: RNA binding. The coding region runs from base 123 to 1061 and encodes 312 amino acids. NCBI's taxonomy places the organism in Eukaryota, Metazoa, Chordata, Actinopteri, Syngnathiformes, Callionymidae.
GUCUGCUCGCUGCGAGGUCGUUUAUAUGUUGCCACGAGUUAGCGGCGAAUUUGGAGAGAGUCCAUUUUGAGCUUCGACUCCGGCAUUUUCCUUUUAACUCUCUUAAAUAACCCACCAUCAACAUGGCAGAUAACGACAGUUUGUUCAUGGAGACGUCGGAGCAGAACGGCGAUGAGAACGGAGCGGAGCAGAUGUGCGGCGGCGAGGAAGGCCAGGAUAAUGGCACAGAGGGGGGGAAGAUCGACGCCAGCAAGGGAGAGGAGGACGCUGGGAAAAUGUUUGUGGGCGGCCUCAGUUGGGACACGACUAAAAAGGACCUGAGGGAUUACUUCUCCAAGUUUGGCGAGGUCUCAGACUGCACCAUCAAAAUGGACGUCGGCAGCGGCAAAUCCCGAGGCUUUGGCUUUGUUCUCUUCAAAGACUCGGCCAGCGUUGACAAGGUUCUGGCCGUGUCCGAACACAAACUGGACGGGCGUCAGAUCGACCCCAAGAAGGCCAUGGCCAUCAAGAAGGAGCCCAUCAAGAAGAUCUUUGUGGGAGGGCUGAACCCAGAAGCCCCAGAGGAAACCAUCAGGGAACACUUUGCCACUUUUGGAGAGAUUGAGGCCAUUGAGCUUCCCACCGACCCCAAGUCCAAGAAGAGGAGGGGCUUCAUCUUCGUCACUUUCAAGGACGAGGCCUGUGUGAAGAAGUGCCUGGAGAAGAAGUACCACACCAUCCACGGAGGCCGAUGUGAGCUGAAGGUCGCCCAGCCGAAGGAGGUCUACCAACAGCAGCAGCACUACGGCGGUGGACGUGGAGGCGGGUUCGGAGGCCGCGGCAGAGGUCAGGGCCAGGGAUGGAACUCGGGCUACGGUGGUCCCGGCUACGGCGGUGGCUAUGGAGGAGGCUACGGCGGCUAUGGAGGUUAUGGCGGCGGAUACGGCGGAGGCUAUGGCGGGGGCUACGGCGGCUACGACUACUAUGGAUAUGGUCAGGGAUACGACUACAAUCAGGGCAGCCCCAGCUAUGGAAAAACCCCCAGGAGGGGGUCGCACCAGACGAGCUACAGACCCUACUGAUGAUGUGACAGCAGGACUACAGCGCUCCGGUGACGUGGACCCGCUGGACCUCCGGACCUGGACGACCUCUUUUAUGACAGAAACCUUUUUGUACAGAAAAAAAAGAUCACAUAAACAAAUGUAACUUUUCCAUGUUGUUUUGUUUUUUUUUUUGUUUUUUUUUCUUUUCCUUCAUUUAUUUUUUAGGUUUUACUUUUCCCUUUGGUGUUUUUUUUCCCCUCCCUUCCACAUUUCCAACAUGGAAGUGUAAUUUUUACUGUACUUUUUGGUACCUGUUUUGAUUCUAAUGUAUUUGUGAGGGUUGUAUUUUACAUGUUUGCCGUCUUUACAGCUGCAAACGCUCAAAGCUGUAGAGAAGUUUUUUUUUGUUUGUUUGUUUUUUGUUUUGGACAAUAAACAGUUUUCAGUAAUUUUUGUUUUGAUGCUUGUAGACUCUGGAUGAUGAUGAUGGCUCGACCUCUGAGGAUGAAUUUGACCGAACAAAAGCCGGCGACGACUCUCGUGCUCGCCCUCGUCUGUUUUGUCGGCUUGUUUUCGUUGAAAGUGCUUUUUUUAUUUUUGAUCAUGGAGUUUCUGCUUCGUUGUUCUGGUUCGACUUCGGGCUUCUGAAGUCUUUAGAUCUGGAAAACUGAUAAUAAACAUUCACGUUUGUA